AUGGGUCUCUUUGAUAAGAAACCCAAGAUCUUCCAAGGGGUCCAAGCCGCCAGGAUCCGCUUCGACAGCGACUCGGGCUCUGGAGACGAUGACGACUGGCUCGGCGCGCUCAACUCGCGCAAAAGGCAAAAGAGGGGGAAGCUAGACGACGGGCGCUACGUGGACCCAAACCGGUCCCUCCGCCACAAAAAGGCUUUCGAGCACCGUAUCGAAGGUCUACGGUUCAUCCACGCCGCCGAUGUCGCGUCGCUAGCUCUAAAAUGCACCCCCGUUCUUGGCGCAAAGGAAGACGAGGUUGCUGUGCGUUUACAAUAUCCCAGUCUACAGAGACGGGAGAGAUACGAGCUCGUUUGGGGUAAAGACAAGAUCGACGCCGUCCAUAGCAUCAUCGCCGUCGUUCAACACGUAGCCGAUACAUACCUUACGGAAGACCAAGCCGAGCCAUUCACAAACCACAUGACGGGUAUCGUGCGCCGACUAGAGAAGGCGUCAAAUCACAGGGUUCAAGACCUUGCCGCGUUCAAGGAGGCGCUGAACGAAUACAACGAUAGGCUUUGGAACCUUGUCAAGGAUGGAACGAUCACGAGGAACCUCGACGGGCGAAAAGAACUGCCGAGAAAUUUUAUAGCAUUCAUUCUCGAGCAGGUCUAUGACCGUACCGUCGCACCCAAAGUUGAGCUGCUAGCCAAGUACGAAAACGGCACCGACAACGUCUAUGGCGAACUACUACAUCCCUUCAUCUCUUCCAUCCUUGUCGAAAAGCUCCAGAUGACAUCAGACCAGGUCUUUGUGGAUCUCGGAUCCGGCGUCGGCAACGUCGUUCUCCAGGCAGCCCUAGAGAUUGGCUGUGAGAGCUGGGGUUGCGAGAUGAUGGAGAACGCCUGCAAUCUGGCAGACGCUCAGGUAAAGGAGUUUUCAGCGCGCUGCCUGCUCUGGGGUAUCGCCCCGGGCAAGGUUCGUCUUGAACGCGGCGAUUUUCGAAAGAAUUCGAGAGUCCACGACGCGCUGAAGCGCGCAGACGUCAUCUUGGUCAACAACCAGGCGUUCACUUCCCAGCUCAACGAUGACCUUGUCCGCAUGUUCCUUGAUCUCAAGUCUGGCUGCAAGAUCAUCUCCCUCAAGAGCUUUGUGCAUGAUCAUAAAAGCGCCUCCAAUGACGUUGGUAGGACCAUCCUAGAGGUUGAGGAUAUGACCUAUCCAGAGGACUAUCUUGAGGGGCUGCAGGCGGGAUUGUUGGUGUCUGAGUAG
Messenger RNA from Parascedosporium putredinis, 1248 nucleotides. The record is from the annotation of a GenBank genome assembly. Lineage: Eukaryota; Fungi; Ascomycota; Sordariomycetes; Microascales; Microascaceae.